UCUGAGAUGCGGGUUGGCGCUGAUUUGGCAGCACGAGGGGGACCUACACAAUAUUGGGCAAUAAAUGUUGUGGCUGAUUGGUGUAAAUUAAGGUGUAUACUUGAUUUAUAUGGCUGAUGUAGACUCUACAUGAAGAUCUGUAGAGUAAAAAAUUCUCCUAACAAACUCAUCUUCAAGCUCCUCAACAAAUUCAGAUAAAGCAUUUUACUAUUCAUGAUAUUGGUUACAGUAACUCCCAGUACCAAAAUAUAUAAUAAUAGUAAUAGUGGAUGAUGGAUCAGGCCUUCAAAAACAGUAAUUUGACAUCAGUGCAUGUAAGAUACAUCUGAAAGAUUCUUCAUAGCCACUGUAUUAAGCCUGGUUUCCCAGUUUAAGUCUCUUUAUUGAAUUCUUCACGGAGAAUCAUGAUUAUAAGAUAGAAAAACAAAUUCCACUGUAGUGAAUUAAAAUGGUUUCUCUGCUCUCCAAACCCCAGUAUUACUGUAAUCCUGCCUCUUCUCCAAUGGGAUUAAUUUACUCAUUUGGUAAUUUGAACAAAUCAAGGCCUGUGAUUGGUGGAUGUGAAUGGAGACUGUGACUGUUCAUGCGUAUUAAUUUAUUGUGUUGCUGUGGGCUUUUAUCGUGCAUUAAGAUCCAUGUUUCUCAGCAGACACCUUAUUUAAAACCUGUGCUGUCCUGUUCAAAAGUGCCUACCUUUUAUUUGAUAUCAAAGACUACUGAUCAUCUGAACAGAUCAGAAAUAUACUGAUGGGAACAUAUUGUGGCAUGCUUGACCUUUCAAAAUGUGGCACUUUUUAUUAUGAAUAAAGCCACGGUGAAGAUAAAUACCUGUUGUUCGUUUGAUAUAAUAUGUAUGAAUUAAACCAAAGUCCCUUUCAAGGCAAGUCAGUCCAAUCGGCGGUCAUCUUGGGAACACUCCCGGGCAGCUGUUUUCUAUGGAUACAAGCGGCAUGAAAGUACAGCUCAUAUCUACUUGAAUGUGGAAAGACCGAAAUCUCCAAAACGUUUGGCCAAGAUUGCAAUCAAAGAACAUAUUUUAAACCAGCAGUUAAAUCUGACAACACUGGGUAUCAUAAGUUGUGCUUCUUUACAUCAGAUUACACAAAAAAAAGAAAAGCUGGUCCCAGUAAUAGAGCCUAACAGUCAGGUUCCGGAAGUAAAUAUCCCAUUAAUUUUUCUAUUGACGAAUUCAUACAUUUUGACCGAAAACUUGUAAACCUUUAAAGACAGACCAACUGUGAGCUCUGAGGUUGUUCAUCGAUGGUAUAUGCUUCCAUUGAAGCCAUCCGUCUGUGUUAUUUCAACUUCAUUCUUUAAAAAUUGUGUUUCUGGGCCUGGGUAGCUCAGCAAGUAAAGAUGCUGACUAUCACACCUGGAGUUGUGAGUUUGAAUCCAGGUUGUGCUGAGUGACUCCAGUCAGGCUUCCUAAGCAACCAAUUGGCCCAGUUGCUAGGGAGGGUAGAGUCACGUUGGGUUAACCUCCUCGUGGUCGCUAUAAUGUGGUUCUCGCUCUCGGUGAGUUGUGUGGAUGCCGCGGAGAAUAGCAUGAAACCUCCACAUGCGCUAGGUCUCCGCGAUAACGCGCUCAACAAGCCACGUGAUGAGAUGCGCGGAUUGACGGUCUCAGACGUGGAGGUAACUGAGAUUCGUCCUCCGCCACCCGGAUUGAGGCGAGUCACUACGCCACCAUGAGGACUUUGAGUGCAUUGGGAAUUUGGCAUUCCAAAUUGGGGAGAAAUUACAAAAAAAUUAAAAAUCAUGUUCCUGGUGGAAAAACUACACUACCAAUGGUCCAGCAGAGAAAGAUCAACCAAUCAGAGAACUGCGGCCAAGAAAGCCCAGAAGUGACCGCCCACUCCCAUGAUGCACUGUGAAAGACACCAAUGAGUCGUCUCAAACUACUUAUAUAUUUGUAUUCAUCAGAAUAUUUCGCAAUAAAUGUAAACUGUAUCGUUUCUAUGCUUAUUAUCAAAAACCUAACAUCAAUAGUUGUAUAUAUUUCAGUCUUUUUAUAUUCGAUUAUGACAUUUGCAAUGCUUCAUGGGAUUGUAGUUCGUGCCGGUAGGUACAUAGUCUUGUACCUUUGUCUUUAAGUCUGAUUGUCAAAUACUUUUUUGCUUCAAAACAAAGUGUGUUUCCCAGCCCUACCAUUUAGCCCGUGUUUACAUAGAAAACAAUAAAAAAUUAAAAAAACUGCACAGAUGUACACAAAACCAUGUUCGGUGUAAUGAACUGCAUAUUCUGCGCUGUGAGAGAUGACUUUUAUUUUACAUUUCACCCUAAGGAAAGUCAAGGACUUUUAUUCUAUUUCUCACAUCAUUCAGCUUCAGGAUGUUAUUAUACCAUCGCAAUGGCUCAAGGCAAACAGAAAUGUAAAGAGCAGCGACCUGGAGGAGCAAAGAAUAAACAGAACAACCCCAAAGGACUCAAGAAAGGAGGAAGAAUAAUCGCACCCAAGAAAGCUCAAGUGGUCCAACAACAGAAACUCAAGAAGGGUUUGGAGGUGGCCAUCAGGAAUAAGAUUGAACAGGAAGUGACACAGAAGGCGAGCACAUCCUUGCAUAAAAAACUGAGUGUCCUGAACACCCCAGUGAGGAAGAGUGGGAAAUCAGGACCCCCAAAACCUGCUGCUGGAUCAUCCAAAUAACACACCAGAACUCGUUCGGAGCUUAAGAUGCGAUGAACUGCUUACAUGCAAACAGUGUAAUUUCCUGUAUGGACACUAGGUGGAGCUAGAAGCCAUAUUGUAAAGACUGAUUGCUUGACAGUAAAAUUUUAUGGACUUUGCAAGAUAAGAAAUGUGGUUUGAUGUUUGCACACUGCAGACUGUAGACACUUUAUGUGGCUAUUUUUAGAUAAUUUUUACAUUAUAAAUAAAAUGACAACUAUUUGUGAUCUUA
Messenger RNA from Myxocyprinus asiaticus (Chinese sucker), 2900 nucleotides. It is a transcript of the gene c8h19orf53, whose product is annotated as chromosome 8 C19orf53 homolog. The record is from RefSeq and is a predicted model, not a curated record. Lineage: Eukaryota; Metazoa; Chordata; Actinopteri; Cypriniformes; Catostomidae.